This is a messenger RNA of Exophiala oligosperma, 2874 nucleotides long. RefSeq lists its product as uncharacterized. NCBI's taxonomy places the organism in Eukaryota, Fungi, Ascomycota, Eurotiomycetes, Chaetothyriales, Herpotrichiellaceae. Bases 1 to 2874 code for a protein of 957 amino acids. The transcript has a single exon. The record is from RefSeq and is a predicted model, not a curated record.
AUGAUCAAAUCAGCACUCCCGGCAACAGUCGCCGUUGCUGCGAUGCAGUCCGAUACGUGGGCGCGGCAUUUCAAAGUCCUCAACUACCUUGUCGCAAUCGAAGCGCUCCUGACAUUUUGCGUCCUGCCACGGGCAAGGUUCAUCCAGACACUCUUUCUGAACGUGCUGAUGGUGUGUCUGGCAACUGCGGUCAACUUGUUCGCUUUGUGGUGUUCGAUCAUGGCCAGAAGUCACAGUGCUACCACCGACGACGAAUACAACUCCUCCGCUUCAGCGGUGUGUGGAGUAUUUUUCUUCUUGCAAAUGUACUUGACGAAUGCACUGCGGUCCUCUCGACCUCAGUUCCAGUUUCCUUGCAUCAACUACUGCAUCCUUACCAUCAUUUCCCUCACGCAGGCCGGCCCUUCUUUCGAAACAAUGCAGACAGCGAAAGAGUUCAUGUCGUUGCAACUCCAGGCUUUCCUAACUGGUUUCGGCAUCGGAACAGGUGUAUCUCUCUUCAUCUUCCCACACAGCAACCGCGAGAUUGCCAUAACCUCCAUGUACAGUUACUUCGAUAAACUUGCCGAGCUCCUCCGCACAUAUUCGUUGAUCCAUGAGGAUGACAGUAAAAUGGCCGGUGAUCAAGGGCCUUCUCGACAGUUUGAAGAACUGAACAAGAGGUUUAUUGCCCUUCAAAAGAUUGAUGUCAAGCUCAAAACGGAUCUGGAGUUUGGCGUCAGGGACAUUGGAAUCGGUCAUCUGGAUGGAGAAGACCUUGGUGCCUGCUUUGAAAAGCUGCAUGCAGCAUAUCUACCUUUGUUGGGGUUACGAUAUACCAUCGACUCUGUUCCUGAUGUUUCAACUCUCAAGCAGUGUACAUGUCGGAACACCACAGCCACAACCACCUUAAUUGAUCCAGGAAGAAUUCAUACUGAGUUGUUCAGCAGCUCCAGAGAUCUCUCAAAGACUGUUGCUGGCAUUAUCGAGGACACCAAGGUUUGCCUUUUCUCAAGCAGAGAAUCGAUAUGGACAUUAUUCCGCUCAACUCGGAACGGCUCCUGUGACCCUGAGAAAGGUAGUUGUCCAAGAGGCAGGAUAUCUGACCACCGAACUCUUGUGAAAGACCUUGCAGAAAAACUCCUGCUUGGCCGACAAGGAAUCCAAACCAUUACAGGACAUCCUCGAUUGGGUAUAUGCGACAAGUGUAAUGACCGACUUCAAGAGCUAAUGGUCGUUGAACAACAGGUUCAGUUUGCCUUUUGGCACUUGAACAGUGCCGUCAUAACCUUGCUGGAUUUUGUGGAACAAACGAAUAGCAAGGUGCAACAAAGACGAGUCAUUUUGCCAUCGCAAGCACUUCUUGUUGACUGGUUUUGGAAGAUGUUCACCUUGCCAGGUCGACCAAAUAGUGAUUUGAUGGCCGACCCAGCGAUUGACAACGCCGUCGUCGAUGAUGACCACCGUAACAUCCUCAACGCGGCACUUUAUGGUCGUCGGGACCCUCUUCAUCUUAAACCAGAGUCGUGGCUGGAACGUUUCGGUGAGCGUGUUAGGUCCAUUCCGCACAUGCUCAGGUCGUCGCAUUCGCUCUUCGGCCUCCGCGCCGCUUGUGCCUCCAUGACCAUUGGGAUCGUUGCGUACCUGAGAUCUUCGAGGAAGUUUUAUGUCGAGCAGCGGUGUCUCUGGGCCAUCGUCAUGACGGCUUUUGCCAUGAUCAACUCGACCGGUCACACGACAUUCUCCUUUGCGAUGCGGAUUCUCGCGAGUUUGAUAGGUACGGCCGGGUCGUACUGUAUCUGGUACAUUGCUGACGGGAACCCGGCGGCGGUGACGGUGUUGAUGUUUUUGUUCAUGGCCGGCUCCUUUUACUGGUUCACCUUGAACCCCAAACACGCACUUCUCGCUCUCGUCAGUGCCGUGACGCCCAUCAUCGGCGUCGGUUACGAGCUCAACGUCCACAAACUGGGCGAAGACUAUUUGAGAAUGUUCUCGACCCCAGCUUUUCCGCUCUACCAGGUCGCCGCCUACCGGUUGGCCAACGUGGUGGCGGGACUCCUGGCGGCUUACAUCUGGACCGUCUUCCCUUUCCCCGUCACCGAAGGGGCCUUGAUUCAACGACACAUCGGUUCUUGUCUGUAUUUGCUGGCACGGUACAACGCCAUGGUGUCGGAAACAAUGUUGGUCGACCACCCGAGACGAAACAAAUUCCGCUCUUCUGACACGUCACCUCUGGCGGAGAAAUUGAAAAGGGCGAGGAUCGAAGUGGUCCAUCAGGUCCACGGAGUUUUGAAAGAGGUGAAUGGAUUCGCCGCCUUUACCGGCUGGCAGGUUCCCAUAGGGGGCCGAUUCCCAACCGAGGACUACCGGGAAUGUAUCGUCCUGCUCGAACGACUCACCGUCCAACUCACUCUGCAAGGGUUUGCCUUGUCGGUCUAUCAUGAGCAUCAUCUUCAUCACUCGGACACACGAGUGAAGGCUUCGAUGGAGACUGUACUUGUGUCUUGGACCCAAAAACAGAGAGAAAAAACCUUGGUCUCGCAUCACAAAGUCACAUCGGCUUUAUUCAUCCUCGCGGCCUCGAUCACAAAUGGUCUUCCGUUACCACCGUAUUUCUUCGACGACAUCUUUGUGGAUUCGAAGAAGCAUCAGCACUCGUACUUGAAAUCCGUUCGGAACAUGUGGCCGCCGCCGCCGCAGUCACCCGUGGGUGUGGACGGCCUUCUGCCAUGUGUUGACGUUGAUGUUGACGAACUGGCUGCCGUCAGAGCCCUCGUCGCCUUUCACGUCGCUUCGGAAAGGGUGCAUCGGGACAUCAAGCUUCUGGUUCAAAGGAUCAAGACGCUUUGUGGAGAGUUGAACUUUUCCCUAGAUAGACUAGAACUCACGCCAUGA